GUUUUCAAACAGAAUUUUUUAAAACAACAUAUUUCAGUCCCAAGAUUUUAUCCGCUCUCAACAUAUAUUUCGUUAAAAAAAUUCUUUCAAAAUGAUUGGGGUGCUUGUAAGCAAAACAUCACUUGGCGUUGUGGCCGGCUUAGCCAGCGCGGCAUUUGUUGGGUAUUGCGUCUAUUUCGAUAGUAAGCGACGCAGCCAUCCGGAAUUCAAAAAGAAUCUCUACGAGCGACGUCGUCGCAACCGAAAAGCCGAGGAGCAUGAAAGUGUGCCUAUUUUGACCGAUCAACGAUCCAUCGAACGCUAUUUUAUGCAGGAAAUCCACAAGGGCGAGCUUCUGAUCACCGAGGGUAACUUUGAACGGGGCGCCGAUCAUCUUAUGAAUGCGAUCGUUGUCUGCAACAAACCAGGCAAGCUACUCAGCGUGCUGCAAUCGACACUGCCUGUGGAGGUGUUUACUCUGCUCGUGUACAAAUUGAACAAUUACAAUAUGAACGCCCAGAGACAGACAAGUAUAAAUGAUAAUUUAAUGACUGGACUAGUUGCUGACGACGGAAGUGUGGAAUAGGUCAUCCAAAUCGUCGAUUUAAACUCCCAAAUUUCUAUUCGUUUAUUCUUUCAAGAUUCAAGUUAAUACGUUUUAAGCAUUAUAUAUAUCUAUGUAUAUAUAUAUAUAGUGAAAGUAAGAGAGCCGAAAAUGAUUAUUUGUAUUUUCAUCUGUGAAAUGAUACGAUUACCUAGUUAACAAUAGAAACCAAUUGGACUAAUUA
Molecule: messenger RNA, 767 nt
Organism: Drosophila hydei
Lineage: Eukaryota; Metazoa; Arthropoda; Insecta; Diptera; Drosophilidae
Gene: tomboy20
Product: mitochondrial import receptor subunit TOM20 homolog B
Exons: 1
Coding region: 92-565 (157 amino acids)
Biological process (GO): protein import into mitochondrial matrix; tRNA import into mitochondrion; protein targeting
Cellular component (GO): mitochondrial outer membrane translocase complex; mitochondrial outer membrane
Molecular function (GO): transmembrane protein transporter activity
Source: RefSeq, a predicted model, not a curated record